Messenger RNA from Prunus avium (sweet cherry), 484 nucleotides. Lineage: Eukaryota; Viridiplantae; Streptophyta; Magnoliopsida; Rosales; Rosaceae. The record is from RefSeq and is a predicted model, not a curated record.
AUUUUAUUGUAUUUGAUGCCUGUUGGAAACUCGAAUUGUCUCGUCCUGACUCAUAAAGUUUUACUUCCCAUGUUGUAUGCAGGUGUUUCCUUGAAGACUCAAGAACUCUAUGCUCUUGUUUUUGCAACCCGCUAUUUGGAUAUCUUUUUCAACUUCAUCUCGUUUUAUAAUACCAUAAUGAAGUUAAUAUUUUUGGGUAGCUCUUUCUCAAUUGUUUGGUACAUACGGCGCCACAGGAUUGUUCGGAGAUCAUAUGAUAAGGACCAAGACACAUUUCGCCAUUUAUUUCUCCUGCUCCCCUGCCUGCUUUUGGCUCUGGUUAUAAAUGAGAGGUUCACUUUUAAAGAGGUGCUGUGGACAUUUUCUUUAUAUUUGGAAGCAGUCGCCAUACUUCCUCAGCUGGUGCUGUUGCAAAGGACAAGAAAUAUUGACAACUUAACAGGGCAAUAUGUUUUCCUCCUUGGGUAAUAAACUAACUUAACCU